AUGUUUAAAACCGAUGGUAGAGCUGAUCAGCAUGGGAUUCCGAGUUUCGUAAAAGAGUUGAAUGAUGAUUUCCAGUGGGUGGAUGAUAAUAUUUCAGAGAGAUCAGAAGAGGAUUCAAAGAAUGAAUUAUUUCGGAUGAUUGAUAUCGUUCCAAAUGGCUAUAACCGAACAAUGUCGGGCCUUUUUUAUGGAGCCUUAACUGUAAAUUUCCAAACAUUUUAUGAUUAUAUUGGAGACUUUGAUAAGGAUGGAUAUGAUCAUAUUAUUUCACAAUUGAAAAAAGUAGUCAGAUAUAAAUGUUUCUCGUUAUAUUCCAGAGAAACCAUACAUCGAAUUAUGUUGUUAAUUGAAAAUCUCGUGACAGAUCACAGAUCUGCUUUGGACGGGAUUCCGGGACUAUACGAUGUCUGUGAAUCCAUACUACGGCAAAUCAGAGGGGGGGAUAUUUCUGAAACAAAUGUAUGGCUUAGCAAUGAAGUUUUAGAGUUUUUCCAACGCGAGCUAAUAUGGCUUUAUAACAAUGAACGUCUGUUGCACAUUACGUUUUAUACUUUUACAAGUUUAAUACGGGAUCAUCAUGAGCCUAUGCUAGAGAAUUUAAGGGCAAAGGAAAUAAAGUUUUGUAAAAUGAUAUUUGAUGUUCAUUUUAAUUCUUUCUUUAAAAUAGGCCGAGAUUUAUUAAGAUUAAUAAGAGAUAAUCGUAAUGUUACCGAAUUUUUAUACGUGCUAAGCAUGAUUCCAGAAGAUAUAAAAAUAACCAUCAUGAAACAAAAAACCUUAAGUUAUUGUUUAACAAGUCGCCUAUCAUAUGACAUGAGCGAGAGAUUAACGCACAUGUUGGAACAGCACUCGCUGUUAGGUUUCAAACGAAAAUUGGAUUUUUUCAAAACAAAUUUCCUAACACCUCCUGCAGAUCCUCGUUUCCUAAUUGCUGAUAUUAUUCGAUGGAUAGUCAGCGCUUAUCGUCCUAAUAGCGAGAAAGCCAUGAGUAAUAGAUAUUUAUUGAUUAAUCUUUUAUUGCAUGAAAUAGGAGGUAAUUGGGAUGCCAUUGAAUUAGCGAAAACGGCAUUAGUUUAUGAUUGGUUGUGUUUUGAAAGAAAUAACAGAGACCCUAAUGUUAUAAAAGAGGGUCUAUAUUGUAUAGAGAAUGUCAAAACUAAUAGCUUGAGAAUUGCCAAAGAUUUAUUAGAAGCUCUCUAUACUUCAAUAAGCAAUAUCUUUCCUGGGAUUGACAAUGAACUUCGUGAGAAUAUCAGAGCAUCAUCUCAGAUUGCAAUUGCACGUAAUAUUAUGACAGUAGAGGAUAUCAAGAUUAUUCGUACAAAACUUAGUGAUUUUGUCGGUGACAAUCGAAUUGUAAAGAUUGUUGGCGAUUUAUGGGGUCAUCUAAUGAACACAAUGCCAGUGACUCCUUCAGUCUUUCCAUCUAAUCCCCUACAAGCGGAUCUAAUAACAGGCUCGCCAUUUUAUCAACAAUCAACAUCAUUACCUUUUAACCAAUCGUCUCAAACUUCCAUACAGUCAAAUCUUUUCCUUGACAAUCAGUUAAUAAAUUCAAAGAAACGUGAAUUAUCUGUGGAUUCUGCUGUUCAGCCUUCGAACCCAGUCUCAAAAUCGCUCGAGUCGAAACCAGUUGUAGAAGAAACAUCAUCCAACUUGAUGACAAAUUUUAUACCAUCUACGCGAGUUUCAGCUUCGUUACCAUCAAAUUCUGUGGAAUUCGGCAGAAGAAAUCCAACAUUUGACGCAAAUAUUGGAUCAUUUUAUGAAGUUAAAUUGGAUGCUACAAAUUCUCCACAUCUUACGGAUUUGCCUUCUUUUAUUGGGCCUGACAUUUGCCGAACAUUAAAUUUCGACGAACUUAACAAAUGUUUUAACUUAAAUUCUGAAUGUCUUGAAAUCAAUCCAUCUAAACAGAAUUUAUUUAAUUGUUUAAUAUCUUGGGUCUUCAACCAUAAGGAUGAGAAAGAUGAGAAGGAAAACAAUUCACCUAAAUUUAAGUCGUUUGAAAUGUAUAGACUUAUUGUCAAAAACGAUGAAAAAACGCAUUCGGAAGCCCGGAUAAAAUUACUGGUCUAUUGUCUUAGGUCAUUAAAGUUGGAUAAACUGGGAAGUGCAUUCAUUAAAGAUUUUAAACUUCUGAUUAACUUGUAUCUUGAAUAUAUAAACUAUGAAGUUAAGCGCGAAGGCUCUCAUCCAGAUGUCGAGGAAGAAGUGAACAAACGUUUUUUGUCAGGAAUUCAGUUGUUGCAACAAUAUGAAUGCAAUGUUUUUGAUUCUAUUGUUCCCAAACUUUUACAAAUCUGGCCCGAGAUCUUUGUUGGAAAUUUUGAAUUCAUAACGUCAAUCAUUCACGGAAUAAAUCCGAUGCUUAUUUAUAAAUUCGAGACGGAUUUACGACUAGGUCAUUAUAGAGUGUUUGGAGAUUUGGAUCUGGAUUAUGUUUUGGAAAAUUCAUUAAAUUGUUGGGGUUCAUUUGAACAAUUAUACCUUUUCCAAUUAAUAAAAGCCGAGGUCGGAAAUAAUACCGAAAAACUUGAAAAUUUUAUAUGUUCAAGCGUACAAUUGAAAUUCCUGGAACCAAUAGAGCAUCCUGAAUCUUUGUGUGGGCUGUUAUCUCUCCUUGAACUUAUCCCCCCAACAGCGAAGAGUGUUUCAUUCUUAACGAAACUAAUUGCUAAUGCGAAAUUACUAGAGAGCAAGUUGGAAAAUUUAAAGUUUGUCGCCUCAGUCUUUACUCGAUGGAAUGAUAGUUUUCCUGAAAAGUUAAUUGAAGCCAUGACAGAUGAGGUUUCCAAAAACAUAAAGGAAUCUGAGAAUGACGAGAAUGAAGCUAGUGAUUUUUUUGAUGUCAUAGCAGAAUUAUGGAAAAAUGAAAAACUCAAGCAAGGCAGUGCCGUCGGAAAGGAAAUCGUAUCUUUACAACGAUCACCUGAGGCUGAGGAUGAUGGGGAUCAAAUGGAAGUUGAUGAUGGUGACGAUCCGUUUUAUGAUCAACCAACCACCGCAGUUUCCACGAUUUCUACUCGAUCCAAAGGUAAAGCAAAACAGCUUGAGGUAGAGGAUCGAUCAAAGCGUUCUACAGGUCCAUAUAACAACAAUCGCGCUCUUCGACAAAAAACUGACGCAUCAAGUGAAGGAGAAUCAUCAUCACAUGAAAAAACUCAGAAUCGUAAAGGCGUUAAGCCGAAGCGCGCGAAAAGAAAAAACAACCGACAAACUAGAAAACGUCUUAAUAUUGCUUCACAUAAUACGGAAAGAAGAAAAAGUAUAUCAAGUGGAGGGGAAGAACCCAAAGAAUCCAAGAUGACCGGCAGAGGUGCUCGAUCCAAAUCCAAAAACAAUUCUGCGUUAAAUCGUUCUGAAACUUCAAGGGCAUUAUCUGUCACGCAAACAAGUAUCAAUCGUCGUAAAAGUAUUAGCGGGUCAGGUUCAAAAAAAAGAAGCGCAAAGGAUUCUUCUGAUGAAUAA
Funneliformis mosseae is the source of this 3471-nucleotide messenger RNA. The record is from the annotation of a GenBank genome assembly. NCBI's taxonomy places the organism in Eukaryota, Fungi, Glomeromycota, Glomeromycetes, Glomerales, Glomeraceae.